Molecule: messenger RNA, 1792 nt
Organism: Schizophyllum commune H4-8
Lineage: Eukaryota; Fungi; Basidiomycota; Agaricomycetes; Agaricales; Schizophyllaceae
Exons: 5
Coding region: 47-1651 (534 amino acids)
Source: RefSeq, a predicted model, not a curated record
CUUACUCCUCUGCAAUCCCUCUGCGUUCAAAGCAACUUCAAAGAACAUGUACGUCUACAACGGCAAGCUCGACUGGUACGACUAUGCCAAGACCGAGUGUAUCACUUUCGUCUUUCCUUCCGGCUUCGCGCUGAAGGACCCUGUCUGUGCAUACUGGCAGUGGACGGUAGACGACAAGGGCGUUAAGAAGCGCAACACUUAUCAGCUCGGCGCCAUCAACUCCGUCACGAAGACGGCCGACGAGUACCGCGUCGCCUUCUCUUUCGAAUACUACUCACUCGAGGUCGCCGUCGCCCCCGACCUCAAGUCCGUUACCGCGACGAUGCGCGACCCCGCCGGUGACACGUCGUCCGCGCUCAUUCUGCAGGCGCAGCUCUCGGAUGCGUGCCGCGUGCCUACUACCGAGGUCUUCAUCGGCAAACUCAACUGGUUCAGCUACGCUGUGAACGAGAUGGUCACCCUCGUCGUGCCUGGUGGCAUCGCGGACGGCGCGGCCGUCGGAAUGUAUCACCAGUGGACCGUGGAUGCGGAUGGGAAGCCCAAGCGCAACAAGUGCGUAAACAGUCACUUCCGCGAGGUAACGUCCUCGGACGGGAAGACGAAGGCCACGUUCGAUGACGGCUACUAUACCUACGAAGUCACGGUCGCCAAUGAAAGCAAGACCGCGACAAUCAAUAUGCGCAACCCAGGUGGCAGCACCGCCGCCUUCGAUGUGCAGCAGAUGGACUGGAGGCAGCUCCAUCAGAAGCGGGCGCUCAUCGUCCGCUUCGGGACGGGCAACGACAACGGCAUCUUCCUCGCCCGCCACAUGCUCGUGAAGAACCUGGGCUUCGAUCCCGAUGACGUGGAGAUGUUGUACUUCAGCGCCGAGCCCAAGGACCAGCCUGGCGUGCUGGCAAACGGGCAGGAGCCGCCCACCGCGUCGAACUUCAGAGCGAAGUUUACCAACCUGAUAGCGGGCGCGACCGCGGGGGCCGUGCGCUUCGUAUACGUCGACACUCACGGCACCAUCUAUCCCGGCGGGGGCAGCCCUGCGAAGACAACUGACAUCGAUGAGGGCUGGACCAUGGCCCAGGAUGACGGCGGACUGCAGAAGGAGGUCGUCUCAGCCGACUGGAUGUCGAAGACGAUUCGCGAGAAUCUGGCGCCGGGCGUGAACCUGACGAUUCUUACAUCGGCCUGCGUCGGCGCUGGGAUGCUCAACACGGAGGGCGCCACGGCUGGCGUGCUCCUCGCCGGAUGCCACGAGACGCAGUUCAACUACAAGGCGCUGCGCACCAAGGACGGCAAGCUUGACCCUUGGUUGUCUGCGAUUGCGAGCACGAUAGACUAUCAGGUCGCCCACAAGCGCGGCGUGCCCACCUACGCCAUGCUCUUCAAUGGCGCCAAGAAGUUCAUCCAGCAGGAGCUCGCCGCCGGCGCGCUCAGCGGCAUGUACCGCGGUGCCAGCGUUGACGAGCGCGCUCCCACCCCGCGCGACGCGGACCUGGAGGCGAGCAACCAGGACCCGCAGUUGAUUUUCUGCAGCGGGUACGUCGACCCGGGAGAGGAGCGCUUCCUCGCGCCGUUCGUCGCGCCGCGCGGCGGCUAUGGCGAGGGCGAGUGCGUGCGGUUCCCGAAGGACGAAUACCCGACGGGCGGCGAGCUGUAGAUGGUUAGGCUAAGUAUGGAGGGUCGAUAAAUUUGUAUGGCUUAUGCGUUUGUCAAUGCUUAUGCUGGUUGUGUUGUUCUCUGCCGUAGUCAUCCUUCUACAUAGUUUGUGGGACUCAGUUCAAUCGAUAAGUUCUCACCA